This is a messenger RNA of Papilio polytes (common Mormon), 2469 nucleotides long. It is a transcript of the gene Lac, whose product is annotated as lachesin-like. The record is from RefSeq and is a predicted model, not a curated record. Gene Ontology annotation, cellular component: neuron projection. Bases 68 to 1180 code for a protein of 370 amino acids. NCBI's taxonomy places the organism in Eukaryota, Metazoa, Arthropoda, Insecta, Lepidoptera, Papilionidae. The transcript is spliced from 9 exons.
AAUUUCAAUUCAACAAAACGAAUCGAAAGUUGGCUGUUGUUAGUUGUGUGGUGAAGCGUUGUUUGCAAUGGCGUUUUUAAAUUUAAAAUACGUUCAAAUAUUACUAUGUUUAGCAACAGUUGCAAGUGGUCUGCGCACGCCCACGAUAUCACACAUAACUCAAGAGCAGAUCCGUGACAUCGGCGGCCAGGUGGACCUCGACUGCUCCGUGCACUACGCACAGGACUACCCCGUGCUGUGGAUGAAGUACGACCGCCAGAAGACGACGGAGGCGCUGCCGCUGUCCUCCAACUCGGGCCUCAUCAUCCGCGACUCGCGAUUCUCCAUGCGCUUCGACGCCGCCUCCGCCACAUACACGCUCUCGAUCAAGGACAUCCAGGAGACGGACGCGGGCUGGUACCAGUGCCAGGUGCUGCUGUCCGUCAGCAACAAGAUAACGGCCGAGGUGGAGCUGCAGGUGCGCCGGCCGCCCGUCAUCUCCGACAACUCCACGCGCUCCCUCGUCGCCAGCGAGGGCGAGAGUGCACAGAUGGAGUGCUACGCCGGCGGCUUCCCCUCGCCGAAGAUAUCUUGGCGCAGGGAGAACAACGCCAUCCUGCCCACCGGAGGCUCCAUAUAUAGGGGCAACAUCCUGAAGCUGAACUCUGUGCACAAGGAGGACCGCGGCACGUACUAUUGCGUGGCGGAGAACGGCGUGGGCAAGGGCGCGCGCCGCAACAUCAACCUCGAGGUGGAGUUCGCGCCCGUCGUCACCGUGCCGCGCCCCCGCCUCGGACAGGCGCUGCAGUACGACAUGGACCUGGAGUGCCACGUGGAGGCGUACCCGCCGCCCGCCAUCUCCUGGCUGAAGGACGAGGUGCAGCUCUCCAACAACCAGCACUACAGCAUCUCGCACUUCGCCACCGCCGACGAGUUCACGGACACCACGCUGCGCGUCAUCACCAUCGAGAAGCGCCAGUACGGCCUCUUCACCUGCAAGGCGCAGAACAAGCUCGGCACCGCCGAGGGACAGGUGCAGCUCUUCGAGACGAUAAUCCCGGUGUGUCCGCCGGCGUGCGGGCAGGCGCGCUACAGCAGCGCCGCGCCCCCCGCACCCACCGCACCCACCGCCCUGCUCCCCGCAGCCGCCAUAGCCGCCACAGUCGCCACAGCCGCCAGAGUCUUCCAUCCCGGAUAUUAAUUUCCCGGGGCUGCAGCUGGACCCGCGGCUGCGCGGCGCCGCCCCGCGCGCCCCGCACACCCCCCGCACCCCCCACACACACCUGCUGCCGCUCCUCUCCUGCCUCUUCUACCUUUAUUAAAUCUGAUCGUACGUAUUCCAUAUAAUAUCGUAUCUCCCUUGUACUUGUGAAUGAAUGGAACGAAUAAACUACAUCUACACGUUAACGUACAGUGAACGAAUGAAACGAAUGAUCUAUAUCUAUCUUGAAACUUGUCUAACAUUUGCACAUUUUAUAUAAUAUUUAUUUGAAGAGGACUUCUUUAAACCAAAAUUAUUAAAUUCCCUUUUUCGGUUACAUUUCAUUAAAUUACCUCAUUUUUUUUAUAUCUGUCUCUCUCUAUCUCUUGCAAAUAUAUAAAGUCUUAUGUCAAAGUACAAUGAAUUCGAUAAAGUGAUACAUUUCAUACAAUAACAAUAAAUAUAGAAAUAUUAGUAUAUUAUAUGAAAGUAAAGAAUAGAAAUAUUUAUAUAAUUUCCCGUAGAGAGAUACAAGAAUAUUUACAUCUUGACAAAAAAAAAUUAUAAUUAUAAAGAUGUACUUAUAUAAUAUUUUCUAAUUAAUUAUAUAUUUUACGGUCGUAAUAUAAAAAUCUUUGAAAAUGGACUGACUUGAACUUGUAUUGUUGGCAACACUGCGACAGUCGGCCAUGUUGUAGCAAAGAUGGCGGAUAUUUUCAAAACUAAAUUAUUUCGCUAAAUAUCAUUAGAUAUGUAAGCUUAUCAAAUUGGCUUUUUUCUCUAAAUUGAUCUGAAAAAUUUCACAUGUUUUAAAUUUGAUUUUAAUUUUUUAAGUCAUUACGAAAAUAAUAGUUAAUUUUUGAAUAUCUGUAUGUUAGUAUCGGUAGUUUACGUACGAUGUAAGGCUGAUUUUUAUAUCAAUAAUGCUUUUAUGUAGAAUUUAAUCUUUUAUAUAAUAAUUUUCAAUGACAUCACAUGUAGACAUUUACAAAACAAUUAUGUAUAGCUUAGAAUAAGAAUAGAAUAGUAAACUUAGGACUCUAAAACAAUGAUCUGAAUAAAAAGGAUGUGUUUCUUAUAAUAAAAUGGAUGUAAGUUUUCUAAAACGGAAUCAAUUAGGUCUAUAAAUAUACAAUAACUAUGUUAACAAGUGUUCAUAGACAUUACAAAUAUAGAAUACGAUUUUAGUAUAGUUUAAUACUUUUGUACCGAGAAUAUGACUAUGUCACACUAUCUGAAGUUACCGAAUAAUAAAUUAGCUGUUGCUCGCGACUUCGCCCGUUGAAAUU